AGUAAAGCCCACAGGUUAUAUAGUAAAUCGAAACGUUGUAUCACGCAAUUUUAAUUACAUUUUAUAUCAGACCAAAUGGCUUCCUCAACCAUGCACGCGGUGGGCGUAACAGAAUACGGUGCUAUUGAGAACUUACAUUCGAAAGAAGUUCCAAGGCCAUCAAAGCCAACCGGGCGCCAAAUGCUUGUCCAAGUAAAGGCCAUCUCCGUCAACCCCAUCGAUAUGAAGGUCCGGAAUGGUACAUAUGACGAUCCCCCUGACUACUACGAUCGGGUCAAGUCACUCACUCAAAAAUCGCCAAACUUCCACAUCAUCGGCUACGACGGCGCGGGAAUUGUUUUAGAGACGGGGUCAGAUGUGAAGUACUUUAAGCCCGGCGACGAGAUUCUCUACCUUGCGAAUCCCGUCUUUCAAGGUACAUAUGCCGAACAAGUCCUCGUAGAUGAGCGCCACGCCGGCCACAAAUCAAAGUCGGUGGACUUUGUCCAAGCAGCGGCAAUGCCGUUGACCUACGCCACUGCGUACGAGUCUCUCGUUGAUAGAUUGGAAAUCAAGGAGAACGAGAAAGCUGCGAUUCUGAUUAUCAACGGCGGUGGCGGAAUGGGUUCCAUCGCUUCCCAGAUCGCCAGGCACAUCUUAAAAUUGCCUAUCAUCAUCACCACAGCCUCAAGGCCAGAGACCGCCGAAUUCUCUAGGAAGAUGGGCGCAACUCACGUCGUCAACCACCGCAAGGAUAUCGUCAAGCAGAUCAGGGACCUCAACCUCCCGGCUGAUGUGCCCCUGAAGUACGCGUACAUCACGUCGCGAACGGAGCAGUACUUGUUCCCAAUUGCGGAGGUGCUUACGCCGUUCGGCAAGAUCUGCAGUAUCGUGCAGGCACGCUUCGAUAUGUACGGGUCGCAGAUGAUGAGCAAGUCACUGACGUUCUCUUGGUGCUGGUUGGCUACGGGAGCGUACCAUUACUAUGUUAAUGAUAAAGAAGAGAAGCAUCACGAAUGGUAUGAGAAGCUGGGUCAGUAUCUUGAGGAUGGAACUAUCAAGUGCCAUCUAAUGCAGCGGUUCAGGGCCACAGCUGAGGGAAUUAAGGAGGUUCAUAGACGGGUUGAGGAGGGGAAGGCCAUUGGGAAGAUGGCUUUGGGGAUCGAUGAGCCAGGUGAGGGAGAGGCAUUCUGCUGAGAGGUGAAGGAAUUGGAUUAGUUCUUGGGACAUCUCUAGGUGUAUAGAUUUGACGUAUACGAGAGUGAAGAUAGAAGGUAUUUUGAAUUCGACAUAUGAAAAUAUUCUCAGUGUUUAAUUCAGAUUGAAAAGAGAGGUCCAUGGAUGUGGUGAGAAUCAUGAAAG
Annulohypoxylon truncatum is the source of this 1341-nucleotide messenger RNA. RefSeq names its product quinone oxidoreductase. The transcript has a single exon. Gene Ontology annotation, molecular function: zinc ion binding; oxidoreductase activity. Bases 76 to 1176 code for a protein of 366 amino acids. The record is from RefSeq and is a predicted model, not a curated record. Lineage: Eukaryota; Fungi; Ascomycota; Sordariomycetes; Xylariales; Hypoxylaceae.